Messenger RNA from Plasmodium gonderi, 4887 nucleotides. Its product is annotated as histone acetyltransferase GCN5. Gene Ontology annotation, molecular function: histone H3 acetyltransferase activity; protein binding. The record is from RefSeq and is a predicted model, not a curated record. The transcript has 4 exons. Gene Ontology annotation, cellular component: histone acetyltransferase complex. Gene Ontology annotation, biological process: chromatin remodeling; positive regulation of transcription by RNA polymerase II. Lineage: Eukaryota; Apicomplexa; Aconoidasida; Haemosporida; Plasmodiidae. The coding region runs from base 1 to 4887 and encodes 1628 amino acids.
AUGGAAUAUCUAAUAAACACAGGAAAUGAACAAAUCUGGAUUGAUGCUCCUGCAAACGAGAUUUUAAAAAAUAAAAGAAAUAAUUAUGAAGAACAUUUAUUUCAGCGUUAUAACAAAAUUCAUUAUAAUCAUAAUGUUGUAAAUUGUACAAUUUUUUUAGAAAAAUAUAAUUAUGAAUUUUUUUUUGAUUAUUUAGUUAAGGAUGAUAAGGAAGAAUACGGCCCUAAGGUACAACACAAGGUUCCUAUGGGAACUUCAAAGAGAAAGCGAAUGUACAAUGAGUCUUGUGCAGGUGUCAUGCACAAUCUGGAGGUGAUAAAUCCUCAAAAGAGUUAUAAUCCCGAUGGGAAUACUAGUUAUGCUAUCCUGAUGAAUUACAACAAUGCAAUGGAGAGGAAACAAUUACAUCGUGGUCGUAUCAUCCAAAAAUUAAAAAAAAAAUACACCAUUUUGAAUGUAACUCCAGGGAGUUCUUUAUGUACCACUACAUAUCCGAAUAAAAAGUUAAAGGCAUGCUUGCUAAAUUCAGAUCAUUUAACAUGUUCCACAAAUAUAAAUCCAAAUGAAAACAAUUUGAAAUCAAAUUUUUUUUUACAUUCAAGCAAAGAAAAUGAAGAAACUCAUUUUCGAAAGGAAGUAGAAGAUCCUACUAACAAAAUGGUUUUAUCUCCCAUUCAGAUUUUUUCAAGGGAAGUAGAUCCUAAUAUUGUUUCCUCUGUUAACACGUCUGAGUGUUGUCCGCAUGUAAGAAGGACUCCGUUGGUGGAUUUUAUGAUGCAUUGGAGAACGCACGGUAAUUGUGCUGAAUCGAAGGAUGAAAAGGGUUGCAGUGGUGACAGCGGUGGUGGUAGUAGCAAUGGUGGUAGUAGCAGUGGUGGUAAUAACAGUGGUGGUAACAGCGGUGGUGGUAGUAGCAAUGGUGGUAGUGGAGAAAACAUGGCUAACAGUGGAGAUGAUGGAAAUGGAAAUCGUGAAAAUGGAAGUGGUGGAAACGGCAGAAAUGGAAAAAAUGAGGAUUUCGAUGAUGAGAAUCAGAGGGAUAAUGAAGAUAAGGAAGAUGAAGAGGAAAGGAAAGAGGACAAGAAUAAAAAUAAUGAAAAUAACAUGACAGAAGAUUUUGGAAGCAGCAUGAAUAACAUGUGCAUGAGGACCAAUGAUACAGAAAUGGAUUGUGUCAGAAACGUGAACACAACCGUUAAUCAAGAUUUAGAUAUAGAUGAGCGGAGUGGAGAUCACGUGAUGGAUAACAUGGAGAAUAGUGAACAUAACGAAAUUUUAGAUCAAAAAAAAGUAAUAACAAAUGACCAAGGAGAAAUGCUAAUAGAUGGUAUCUGUAGAAAUAGCAUUGGCGAUAAUAACCGUAAUUGCAAGGGAGACGAUGGAUCUCUAAAUUUUUCCCUACAGAAUAAGAUUCUAAUGCAAAACAUCGACAGUGGUAGUAUAAACAACACAACGGCAAGUGCUGAAGGAACGAUUUCCCAAAGUGGGAACCCAUUGAUAGGGAAUAAGAAUACAAAUAUGAAUGAUUUAAGCACUGUUAUAGGAAACACCAAUAUGAGUUGUACUGACAAUAAAGCUUUUAUAUCGAACACACAAAUGAUGUAUAUAAACAAUCCCAAUGAUUCAUAUAACUCGUGGGGUAGUAACAAAGGAUUGAAGUUGAACAAAACGAAUGAUGUGAAUUGUACGAGUGAGAGUGGAAGAACGAAGAGAAUAAAUUUUAAAGAAAUGAAUGAAGAUUUGUCUGGAGAUACGCAAAAAAAAGAUAAAGGAAAAACUGAAAUAGUGGAAAAUUCAUUAAAAAAUGAAGAUAUUAAUUGUCUAAGCAAUGGUAUUAAUAUGAACAGCAACAAUAUGAAUAUAUAUCAUCCACAUGGAAUGAAUAACGUGAAUCCAUUUUUAAAUAGUAACAUGAAUCGAAUGAACAAUUUUAAUUUCAUGAAAGGCAUUAAUAACCAAUACAACACCAUGAACAUGCAAUCGAUCAUGAAUGUCGGUGCAAAUUCCUACAAUUUCCACAUGGCUCCUCCUCAGCCUUAUCUCAAUAUGAAUAUGAUUAAUUCUGUUGGCAUCAUGGGUGGAACUGUUACUAAUGGACCUAGUGCCGGGGGUUCCUUUAUGUCGAAUGGUCCCAUGGGUGAGAUGCACGCAGGGAUGAUGAGCGGUAUGGCAAGCGGUAUGACAAGCGGUAUGGCAAGCGGUAUGACAAGCGGUAUGGCUAGCGGUAUGGCUAGCGGCAUGGCAAGCGGUAUGCCAAGCGGUAUGGCUAGCGGCAUGGUAAAUGGCGUGGAUAACGGCUUCUCUAACAACUUCACAAACGAUUUCUCAAACAACUUGGACAAUGGAAGGGGUAGCUCCCAUGUGAGUAACCUUUUUAUGACAGACCAGAGUAGGGGAUCAGGUGGAACGCACGCACUCGGAUUGAAGAACGCAAAAAGUGUUAACCCAAAUGAGUGUGAAAAUGGUAAAAAAAUGGGUACCAACAACAACAACGGCUCCAGCAGCAACAGCAACAACAAUAACAAUAACAACAAUUAUUCGAACAACUGUUCGAGCAACUGUUCGAAGAACAGCAGAAAUGCAAACAAAAUGAAUAGUAAUAAUGAGAAUGGGAAAAAUGGAAUAAAAAAUUUAAAAAUGGAAGAUAUAAAUUUUAACGAAAAUAUAAAUUUGAAAAAUAUUGAUGGCCUUGAUUUAAGCAUAAAUUUUGUAAAUGGAAAAUACUGUUCCAAAUUACAAUCUAAUGAAAAAAUUUACAACAUUGUUCAUUACAUUGUUAAAAAUUCCUUAGUUGAUUAUCUGCUUGAUUUCUACAAUAACGACAGUUUCAUAUAUAGAGAAAAAUCUGAUUACUCAGCUGAUAACAGCAGCACAGAAAAUAACAAUGUCAAGAGCGCUCACAUUGAAGCCGCUGGUAAUUCUGCAGUUGAUAGUACCACGAUAGAGACUAAAGGCCUUGAUCAACUGAAGGGUAGAAGCUCUUCUGAUGGGCAGAGUCAAGAAAUGGAAAAUGUUAUGAAUGUAAGGGAUGGAGAUGGGGGUGAUAAUGUGGGUGGAAAUGGUGAAGUGAGUGGAAGUGGUAAUGUGAAUCGAGAUGGUGAUGAAAAUGAAGAAACGAAGGAAAAGCAAGUACACGAGCAAGGAAAAGAAGAAAAUAACGAGAACACCAUUGAAUCAGAUGCCAAGAAAGGCUAUUAUGUUGAUCCAGAUGAUUCAGCAAAAGGACAAAUAGAACCGCAAGAUGAACAUGUGGAUGGCACACAGGAGAAGAAGGAAGAAAACAAGGAGGAAAAGGAGGAAGAAAACAAGGAGGAAAAGGAGAAAGAAAACAAGGAGGAAAAGGAGGAAGAAAACAAGGAGGAGAAAAAGGACGAUAUUUUGAUUAGUAAAAGUGGAGAAAAUGAUAUGGAUGAAAGUAACAAAUCUAUCUUGAUAGAAAUAACGAAAAGCAUAUGUUCAAUAAUAAAUCUACAACAACUUGCUCCUGUUAGUACCAGGUUAAGUAACCCUAAUUUAAUAUACGAUCCAAAUUAUGAAAUUAUUUAUGGCAAAUGGAAAAAUUUUUUGCGGAAAGAACAAUCUAGUGGUAAAGUAAUCAGCAUGUGUUUUUCGAGGGAUUUUUUGUACACAAUUUUGUUGUGUAAUUAUGUCACCAUAAUUGAAGACUUAAAAAAAACUGCGGUAAAAAAAAAAUUAAAAUAUUUCUUUCUUCAUCUUUGCUUGGAAUCUGGUCUUGCCAUCAAUAUCUCCUUGAUGUUGUUCAUCAAUGCCACGAAGCAGAGUAACAAGCUUCAGUCGCUUCUACCAUCGGAAACAGGAUUGGGAUACCUACACAGAGACGCAGGAGGAGCCAAGGAAGAAAACAUGGGAAUAAUAACCUUCGAGUGCAUAACAAAUGAUAGAGAACCGGAUCACAUGAUUAAACUGAUAACGCUAAAAAAUAUUUUUUCAAGACAACUACCAAAGAUGCCACGAGAGUAUAUAGUCAGACUUGUAUUUGAUAGAAAUCAUUACACAUUUUGUUUAUUAAAAAAAAAUACAGUAAUUGGAGGAGUAUGUUUUAGACCCUAUUUUGAACAAAGAUUUGCAGAAAUAGCAUUUUUAGCUGUUACAUCAACCGAACAGGUUAAGGGAUAUGGAACAAGACUCAUGAACCAUUUGAAAGAACAUGUUAAAAAAUUCGGUAUCGAAUACUUCUUAACAUAUGCAGACAAUUUCGCCAUCGGUUACUUCAGAAAACAAGGAUUUUCACAAAAAAUUUCAAUGCCAAAGGAACGAUGGUUUGGGUACAUCAAGGACUACGAUGGAGGAACCUUAAUGGAAUGCUACAUAUUUCCUAACAUAAAUUAUUUAAGACUUUCAGAAAUGUUAUAUGAACAGAAGAAGACGGUUAAAAAGGCAAUUCAUUUUAUUAAACCACAAGUAAUUUAUAAGGGAUUAAAUUAUUUUGUAGAAAAUAAAGGAAUGAAUAAUGUCAUACACCCUAGUAAUAUUCCAGGGUUGUUAGAAGUUGGAUGGAAAAAGGAGGUUAAAGAAAUUUCAAAAAAAAUUCAUAAUAAGGAAGUACAAUUAAAGGAUCAAAUUUUAAGUGUUCUAGACUUUUUAGAAAAGCAGCAAUCAGCUUGGCCUUUUCUUAAACCUGUUAGUUUAUCCGAGGCCCCGGAUUAUUACGACAUUAUAAAAGAACCAACUGACAUAUUGACAAUGAGGAGAAAGGCUAGACAUGGUGAAUACAAAACGAAGGAAGAUUUCGGAAUCGAACUCAAGAGGAUGUUUGACAAUUGUCGAUUGUAUAACGCACCAACAACCAUAUACUUCAAGUAUGCUAAUGAGCUACAGGCUCUUAUAUGGCCCAAGUAUGAAUGCAUAAGUGAUGGGGGAAGAUAA